Durio zibethinus is the source of this 2102-nucleotide messenger RNA. RefSeq lists its product as uncharacterized. Lineage: Eukaryota; Viridiplantae; Streptophyta; Magnoliopsida; Malvales; Malvaceae. The record is from RefSeq and is a predicted model, not a curated record.
AUUAAAAGAAUUGUUAAAAAAUAAAGAGAGCGCAAUGAACACAAAUAAGAUUGAAACAAUAAAUCGCAGCCUCAACAAGCUAUUAUUGGGCAGUUGGCAUUUUGGCAUAGAAACUUUACCAUAUUAUUCGUUGUUUAUUAUACUCAAUUUUCCAUUAUUCCUCUUUUUUAAUAAAAGAAAUAAAUGAAAUCUUUAAACGCCAUAUAUACAAAUUUCCCCAAUAAAAAAAAAAACAAAAUUUAUAACAACAAAUUAAAUUCUUAAGGCACUGAGAAACGAAAACUUUUUUUUUUUUGGUUGUUUUUCUCUUCAAUCCUCAUCAAAGUUUGGGCGUUGAAAUUUAGGUAAUAGGGAUCAUGAGAUUCAAGAAAGGGAACAAAGUGGAAGUCUUGAGCAAAAAAGAAAUGCCAUCAGGCUCCUGGCAUUGUGCUGAAAUAAUCAGUGGCAAUGGCCACAGCUACACUGUUAGAUAUGAAGGCUAUUCUGGUGCCACUGACAAGACGAUUGUGGAGACGGUAUCUAGGAAGGUUAUUAGACCCUGUCCUCCUGUACCGGUAGUUUCAGAUAAUUGGGGUCCUGGCGAUGUUGUCGAGGUUUUUGACAAGUUUUCCUGGAAGAUGGCAACAGUUUUAGGGGUUUUGGAGAAAAAGUACGUUUUGGUUAGGUUGCUUGGUUCAUCUCUGGAGUUUAAGGUCAGUAGAUUUGACAUCCGUGUGAGACAAUCAUGGCAAGACAAUGAAUGGAUUGUUAUUGGAAAGCGUUCUGGCAGUUGUGAAGAUGCGAAAUAUGUUGGAAAUUCUACUCUUAGAUACAAUCAAAAUUCUAGUUCCCAAUUUCAGAAUACAAUUAGAAGGACAAAUCGACAUGUGACGGGUGAAUAUGGUCCUGUUAACAAAGAGAUUAAUUACCAGGAAUCUGUUAUUGCUUCCUCAAAAACCCUAAAGAGAGGAUGCUACUCUCAAGUUGAAGCUCAUGCUGCUGCUGGACAGAAACUUAGAGCAGUUGAGAAAGAUGGAAGAUUGUACCGACUUCUUGUUGCAAAUCCAUCCUUUCUUGAACAGGUAGAUGCUGUUCCUUUCCCAAGAGAUAUGCUGGGUGAAAAAUACAUAUAUGCUUCUCUUAACAACAGAACUGGGUUGUCUGAAGUGCAUGGGGACAGGAGAAAACCAAAUGGUGCUGUUGGAUGUUAUUUUGCAGAACACUUAGAAACCAAUGACGCUGAUAGUGUUACAUGCUCUAUUGGUAGUUGUAGUGUGAGUAGUAACAAUCUCUAUAGGUUGCCUCACUGUGUUUCUACAGGUCCUACUGAAGUUUUUGGUGGUCAAUAUAGUGAUGCUGAAUCUUUUUGUCCAAGGGGAGAUGAGGAAGGAAAUUCUCUCCUUCCUUCGAAAGAGGAACUGGCUGCAGAGAUCCAUAAGAUAGAGUUACAUGCCUACCGUUGCACUAUGGAGGCCUUGCAUGCAUCAGGGCCUUUAAGUUGGGAACAAGAAGCAUUAGUGACUAAUCUUCGUCUUUCACUUCAUAUAUCUAAUGAUGAACAUUUGAUGGAGCUAAGAAACUUAAUUUCUGCUGAUAACAGCAUUCCUAUAAGAUAACCAGGAGUCUCUGUGGUUUUUUUUCCUUCUCUAUUUCUUCCCUUUAGAAAUAGACUCAGAUAAAUCAUGUCAGUAACAGCUCCCUCAAUUGUAUGAAGUUUGAUGAAAUAUGCUAUCAAUUUUCCUCAUUUAGGUAAUACAGCGUAUGGUGAUAUAUUUUGAAAUGAAUGUAACACAACAGAAACUGAAAAGCAUUAAAUGUUUCUGAGCUAAGCAUUGUGUAUCAAUUCUUCUGUAUCUUCUUUCCUCCCUUAUUUGUACAUUUAUUUUAGCAAAAAGAAUCUUUGCCAAAUAGCACAUCAGGAAUAUGCCAUCAAUUGGGCAGAUAUCAAGGAUGCAUUUUUCUGAUCAUUCUCGUGUAUAUUUCUUGCAUCUUUUAAAUAUCAAUGGAUGUAUGACUAAUCUUCUGAUGACAUUUGAAUCCUUUAGUUAUUAAAAAAAUGUUAUCAUGUGACAAAAUCCCUCUGGAUGUUUCUGAUUUUUUUUUAAAAAUUUUUUUUAGUAUUA